AUGUCUGAGACAAUAGCCGACAGUCUCGUCGUUGAGAUUGAUAUGAUGCUUAGUCAGCUUAGAAGCGUGUCUCCUCCACCUUCAGAACCCUCAAUGUUUAGAGUUGAUGAUCGUUUACGAAGCAUAAAUCCAAAGGCUUACGAUCCAGAAAUAAUAGCCAUUGGCCCAUUUCACCGAGGUAAACGUAACUUGCAAGAGAUGGAGCUACACAAAGUCAGGGCACGGCAAAGUUAUGAAGAAGACAUCGACCUUGAUAAAGAAAAAUUCCUGCAAAUGUUGAUUUUUGAUGGUGGUUUUAUCAUCGAAUUUCUCUAUUUGUAUCAACACGAAGAACGGGGGUAUGAAGGUGACCCCAUUUUCCAGCAUAAGCAUAUACAAAGUCAUUUGCUUCAUGAUCUACUGCUGUUUGAGAAUCAGAUUCCAUUUUUCAUUGUUGAAUGUUUGUUCAACAUGAUCGAUUUAAAAAAUGGAGACAACAUCAUCAAUUCUCUAAUAUAUCCUUUACUGCACUCUAGCAUUUUCCCAGUGCCAAGGGAAGAUCUUCCUGAAGUACUCCCUGUUAAUGCUCUCCAUCUUCUUGGCAUUGUACAUGACAUCCAGUGUUCUUCCUUUGCAACAGUAGUAUCUCUGACGGAUGCUGGAAAUCCAGGUAAAGUGGCUACUAUAUAUUCAGCUGUAGAGCUCGAGAAGGCAGGGAUUUCAAUCCAAAAGUCAGAAUAUCAUAGUUUGCUUCAUAUUGAAUUCGAAAAUAAAGCUAUGAAGAUUGCAGAAUUGAAAUUUUCUGAUUCAACAGAAUGGUUGUUCCGAAAUCUAAUUGCAUAUGAGUACUACCUCACAGGCAGUCCUCAAAAAUAUGUGACAGAUUAUGUAUUCUUCAUGCAUUGUCUUGUCCGUUUCCCUGAAGAUACAAAAUUAUUGCGACGUCGUGGAAUCGUUAGCAACCUUUUGGAGAGAAAUGACAUGGCUUAUCAUGUAAUCAAGCGGCUAAGUAAGAAAAUCAUAGUUUCUGAAAUGUUUUCUUAUUCUAAUAUUUUCAACAAUGUGAACCAUCAUCGUCGCAGUAAAUGGAAUACGAGGAUGGCAACUUUAAGACGAAAUUAUCUCAAAGGUCCACGGGCACUCAUUUCAGUCUUUGUUGCCACUUUCUUGCUUGUGCUCAUCAUACUGGUUACGUUUGGUAUUCUCUCAUACUGUAAUGAUCUCGAGAAGGGGAACUGA
Molecule: messenger RNA, 1218 nt
Organism: Fraxinus pennsylvanica
Lineage: Eukaryota; Viridiplantae; Streptophyta; Magnoliopsida; Lamiales; Oleaceae
Source: the annotation of a GenBank genome assembly